Molecule: messenger RNA, 813 nt
Organism: Acomys russatus (golden spiny mouse)
Lineage: Eukaryota; Metazoa; Chordata; Mammalia; Rodentia; Muridae
Product: proline-rich protein 23A3-like
Exons: 1
Coding region: 1-813 (270 amino acids)
Source: RefSeq, a predicted model, not a curated record
AUGCUGCGCGUAAGACCCCGCAGCCCAGGCACCGACGAUGAUGCCGCGCCCUGCUGGGCACCGCAGGCACCAGGACCCAGCCCUGCCAAGCGCCGCCGCCUCCAGGAGCCCGCGCGCCCCGAACCACUGGAGCAGCCAGACCUGGAAGCCCCAGGCCAGCCCGCCGCCGCCGCCGAUGAUGACGACGAAGAGCUCACCUCGGUGGUGUUCCUGCCCGCUGGUUCUGCCCUGCAGCUGCCCCUGGAUGGUGUCGACCUGCUGCUCGAGUCGGAUCCCACCUCGGUCCUGGAAGUGUCGCUCCAUGGACACACCAUCAUCCUAGUUCCCGAGGAUGGCCUCCAGACCGCCGCCCAUCGUGGACAGCCUGGGUUCUCGCCCACCAGCCCACAGGAAGCCAUUCUUAUUGACUUGCCGCAGGACCACCUUGUCGUCCUCCAGCAGGGAUGCUGUGAGUAUAUCCUAGAUGUCUCCUCCCACGAGGACUCCUGGGAUGAGGGUGAGGACUCUGACUUCCUGGAGCCCUGGAUGGAUCCUCCAGCUGGCCAGGCCGCUGGCCUUCUCUCCACAAGAGUUGUGUACAGCCCUGGGCCUCAGGACCCAGUCGCAGAGCCAUGGCCUCUAAUGGCCCCCGCUGGUGCAGAGGGAUCUUCUCCGAGGUCUGCCUGGGACCUAGACAGCUACCUGCUGGGACCCUUCCCCAGCUCACCACUGCAGCCUCUGCCUCCAUCUCCUCCUCCAAGUCCCCAGGAGCAGCGCCCUCCACACUCUCCGCGGGCGCCGUGCAAGGCCCGGAGGCGACUGUUCAGUGAGUGA